AUGUUUGCCACAAGAGUCCGGCGCUUUGCAGAGGGAACACAGGCCCCACUACCUAGUUCAACACCAGGCUCAACAGCACCUCGACCACCAUCAAAACGCACAUUGCCGUACAUGCAGUUCCUCACGAAUCUCUCGCAGCGCACCGGCGCCCCUCUCCCCUCGCUCAUCGUCUCCUUCGGCGUUCUGCACGAACUCACAGCUGUUUUUCCCCUCUUUGGGUUCUUCUUCGCCUCCCGCUGGCUCGGUGUCGGGCAGAGCACGGUGGAGUGGGCGACGCGCGGCGAGGGCUGGGGAGGAGAGCUGAUGCGUCGCUGGGUGAGGGAAGGCGGGGAGUCGGCAGAGAGGAUUGGGGGCAGGUAUGGGUGGUUUGGGUAUGAGAAGCUGGAUAGGGAGGGGAGGAGGAGGUUGAAGGAUGAGCAGAAGAUUCGAAGGGAGAGCAGUGACAAGGCUGAACAGUUAGGCGAGUGGAUAGCAGGCGACGUCGCCAACGUCGUCCUUGCGUAUGGGUUAACAAAGGCUAUUCUUCCAGUCCGUAUCGGUCUGUCGCUGUACCUUUCCCCUUGGUUCUCCCGUUCUGCCGUCGAGCCCAUCCGCAAGUCCGUCUGGCGUAUAUUUUCGCGCAAGGACAGACCAGUCUAA
Molecule: messenger RNA, 639 nt
Organism: Dacryopinax primogenitus
Lineage: Eukaryota; Fungi; Basidiomycota; Dacrymycetes; Dacrymycetales; Dacrymycetaceae
Exons: 2
Coding region: 1-639 (212 amino acids)
Cellular component (GO): mitochondrion
Source: RefSeq, a predicted model, not a curated record